Messenger RNA from Colius striatus (speckled mousebird), 783 nucleotides. It is a transcript of the gene ERG28, whose product is annotated as ergosterol biosynthesis 28 homolog. Gene Ontology annotation, cellular component: membrane; endoplasmic reticulum. NCBI's taxonomy places the organism in Eukaryota, Metazoa, Chordata, Aves, Coliiformes, Coliidae. The transcript is spliced from 3 exons. The coding region runs from base 62 to 433 and encodes 123 amino acids. The record is from RefSeq and is a predicted model, not a curated record. Gene Ontology annotation, molecular function: protein-macromolecule adaptor activity.
GAGGGGCGGUCGGGAUGCGCGGGGACCGGCGCCUGGGGCGGGCUGCGCGCCGGUCGGCAGGAUGAGCCGGUUCCUGAAUGUGCUGCGCAGCUGGCUGGUGAUGGUGUCGGUCGUCGCCGCCGGGAACACUCUGCAGAGCUUCCGCGACCACAGCUUCGUCUCGGAGAAGCUGUACACCGCCAGCCCCGGCCUCGUGAACGGGCUCCAGGCUCGGACCUUUGGCGUCUGGACACUGCUGUCAUCGGUGAUCCGCUGCCUCUGCGCCAUUGACAUCCACAAUCGGACGUUUCUCUAUUAUGGGGAUGUUGAUUGGGCUGCAGUACCUGGAGGUAGAAGCAUUGUCACAAAAGAAGAAAAACUGAAGCUGAGGGCCCUGUGUAGGACAGAGUUGUCUCUUCUCUUCACUGCCAAACUUCCACUAAAGCUUGGAUGAACUUCACCAGGACACCAGCCCCCGUGAUGGAUCAACGUUGGACUCUGUUAAUCAUUCUUCAUUACCAAGUAUUUUUUCUUGUCCAAUGUUCCAACUGAAUGAUGUCAAAGACCGGGUCCCAGAGCAGUUUGUGUCAAAUCUUGUAUGGGUCAGUUUGUGACUGCCUACCCAGAGGAGAGUAGAUGAUGUCUUAGGCAUGCCCAGGACUUCCCUGCCAUUGUACCUGUGGGGAGAUGUAGAGCUACCCAGGAUCCACUGGACACUUUGAACCAGAGAGAACAUGUGCUGCCCCUGUAACUUGCAUGUGUGUGUUCCUCAGGGGCCAUUUCUAAUAAAUGACAGAAAAACCA